Molecule: messenger RNA, 1297 nt
Organism: Odobenus rosmarus divergens (Pacific walrus)
Lineage: Eukaryota; Metazoa; Chordata; Mammalia; Carnivora; Odobenidae
Gene: ART3
Product: ADP-ribosyltransferase 3
Exons: 12
Coding region: 122-1297 (391 amino acids)
Molecular function (GO): NAD+ poly-ADP-ribosyltransferase activity; NAD+-protein-arginine ADP-ribosyltransferase activity
Source: RefSeq, a predicted model, not a curated record
CUCACUGUCAACAACCUCCCAUCCUGAAGACACGCUUACCACAACUGAGAGAGUGGGGAAACAGUUUGAGACCUAGCAUCAGUUAAACCUUCUCCACAGGCAGAGAAGCCAGAAGAGAAAAAUGAAGAUGGGACAUUUUGAUAUGGUCACCAUGCUGCUGGCAGCUAUGAUUCUAAUGGACAUUUUCCAGGUGAAGGCUGAAGUGUUAGACAUGGCAGAUAAUGCAUUUGAUGAUGAAUACCUAAAAUGCGCUGACAAAAUGGAAGUCAAAUAUGUUCCCCAAUUGCUCAAGGAGGAAAAAGCAAGCCAUCAGCUCUUGAAGGAUGUGUGGGAAAAUGCAGAAGCCAGAUGGGAAGCCCAGAAGACUCGAAUCUUUCUCCCUAUGAGUUUUAAAGAUAACCAUGGAAUAGCACUGAUGGCGUAUGUUUCUGAAGCUCAAGAGCAGACUCCCUUUUACCAUAUGUUCAAUGAAGCUGUGAAGACGGCUGGCCUAUCUCGAAAAGAUUAUAUCUAUGACUUCCAGUUCAAAGCUUUUCAUUUUUAUCUGACAAAAGCCCUGCAGUUGCUGAGAAGACCUUGUGAGGACAGUUACAAAACUGUGGUGUAUAGUAUAAGCCAGGAUGUCUCAUUUACAUUUGGAGGGCUAAACCAAGCCAGAUUUGGCCAUUUCACCUUGGCGUAUUCAGCCAAACCUCAAGCUGCUAAUGACCAACACAUUCUGUUAACCAUCCACACAUGCUUUGGAGUUGCUAUAGAAAAUUUUUUUGAUAAAGAAAGUGAAAGAAUUAUAUUAAUACCUCUGAAUGAGAUUUUUAAUGUGUCACAGGAUGGAGCCGGCAAUAACCUUAUCCUUCAAAGCACAAACAAGACCUGCAGCCAUUAUGAGUGUGCGUUUCUAGGUGGUCUAAAAACUGAAAAUUGUGUUGAGAACACAGAACAUCAUCUACCCAUCUAUAUUUACAACCCUGAUGAGAAAGACCAGAACCUUGAAGACCCUGAAAUGAAAAGCCAGGAGUCCACUGUCUUAUUUGGUAUGACAAGCCAUGAACCCACCCAAAUACCUGGAAUGACAAUUCCAGAAACUUUUUCACUACCAGGAAUAAAAGUGGUACAACUGGAUGAAAAACCUGAAGACAAAAGUCAAGAAGAUGCCGGCAAUCCUGCUCCCGGUCCAGUUCCAGUUCCAGGUCCCAAAACCCAUCCCUCUGCAUCCUCUGGCAAAAUGCUUCUUCCGCCGUUGGGGACAUUCAUCAUUUUAAUCAGUGCUUCUGCUGUAAAUCUCUUUGUUGCUUUGUAG